This is a messenger RNA of Arabis nemorensis, 1401 nucleotides long. NCBI's taxonomy places the organism in Eukaryota, Viridiplantae, Streptophyta, Magnoliopsida, Brassicales, Brassicaceae. The record is from the annotation of a GenBank genome assembly.
AUGGAGGAAGAAAGCUUAUUGUACGAAGAAGAAUUACAAUUAUUCCUCAAAUUGCCUCCAAGUUACUUAAGUGAAAGUGAGGAUUUGAUAAGCAAAUUACCCGACGCUUUGAUAUCUCAGAUACUCUUGUAUCUUCCGACAAAGGAAGCUCUUUGGACCAGUGUUUUGUCCAAUAGAUGGAAAAGUCUCUGGCUUUUGAUUCCCGGGUUGGAUUUGGACUCUUCUCAGUUCCCAAAUUACGAUGCAUUUGUGAGUUUUGUGGACAGGUUUCUAGAUUUCUCUAGGGAACAGAACUCGUGCUUGCACAAGCUCAAGCUAAGUAUUAGGAAAGAUGUGAAUGAUCCGCCUUGUGUCACGCGGUGGAUAGACUUUGUAGCUAGGCGUAAACUUAAGCAUCUUGAUGUUGAGUGUCUUGUGAAUCGUAAUUUCUUAGAGGUGAUUCCCUUAAGCCUUUAUAUCUGUGACACACUGGUAUAUCUAAGACUCCAUCGAGUAUCGUUGGGUAAGUUAGAGUCUGUGUCUUUGCCUAGCCUCAAGACUAUGAGUUUAGAACAUAAUGUAUAUGCCAAUGAUGUGGUUCUGGAGUCACUUAUCUCGUCUUGCCCAGUUCUCGAAGAUUUGAACAUGGUUAGAAUGGUAGAAGAUAACGUAAAGGUUCUACGAGUGCGGUCUCAGACAUUAACCAGUCUUAAUAUAGACUUUUUAUUUGGUGAGGGUGAUGACAUGGUUGAUGAUUUUGAGAAAAAAGACCAAGGGGUUUUGAUCGAUGCCCCUAGGCUCAAGUCUUUGAAAUUCCAAGAUGAUCUAUCAGACAGUAAAACCAUAACCAAUUCGGGUUCCUUAGCCAAGGUCGAUAUUGUUUAUGUCUUCAAUGAGAAUGAUUGUGCUGAUGUGGUUGACUUACCAAAGCGAAAUAUGGUUCGGAAUUUCUUUACCAGUAUCUCGGGAGUUAGCUAUAUGAAGAUCUCAGACCAUACUUUGGAGUUUUUCUAUUAUAACUUGGACUUCGAUCCACUGCCUCAGUUUUGCAACCUUUCCCGUUUAAAAGUGACGUUUUCGUUAUUAAAUCUGGAAAUGCUGCCAACGAUUCUCAAGAGCUGCCCGAAUCUGAAAUCACUCGUCUUGGUGCUGGAUUUUGAUCAUCUUGACGAGAGAGUGAAAAUAAGAUUCUCAUCCGUACCCUGCUGUUUGCUGUCAUCACUCGAGCUUGUAGAGAUAAAAAAAUUCAACGGAGGGCCUGCUAAAAUGGAAGUAGCUAAGUACUUUGUAGAAAACUCAGUAAUCCUCGAGAAACUACUUGUGCGUGUGAGCUGUUCCAGGUACGAUGAAGGAUUCUUUGUGCUAACUGAUCUCCUUGCAUUGCCCAGACGAUCGAGCUCAUGUCGAAUCGUAGUUUGUUGA